Messenger RNA from Acanthopagrus latus (yellowfin seabream), 711 nucleotides. RefSeq names its product gamma-crystallin M2-like. Lineage: Eukaryota; Metazoa; Chordata; Actinopteri; Spariformes; Sparidae. Gene Ontology annotation, molecular function: structural constituent of eye lens. The record is from RefSeq and is a predicted model, not a curated record. Gene Ontology annotation, biological process: lens development in camera-type eye; visual perception. Bases 42 to 569 code for a protein of 175 amino acids. The transcript is spliced from 3 exons.
CACAGCUGCAGCUGGGUGGGAGGCAAGCAAUAUCAGUAACAAUGGGGAAGAUUGUUUUCUUCGAGGAUAAGAACUUCCAAGGCCGAAGCUAUGAGUGCAGCGCUGACUGCGCUGACCUGCGUGCUUUCUUCUGCCGCUGCAACUCCAUUAAGGUGGAAAGUGGCUGCUGGGUGCUAUAUGAGCGUCCCAAUUUCACUGGCUACCAGUACAUCCUGAGCCCCGGGGACUACCCUGAUCACCAAAAGUGGAAUGGAUUCAAUGAUAGCAUCAAGUCAUGUCGCUCUAUCAAAAAUGUAUACGGAAAGUCCUGGAAGAUCAGAUUCUACGACAAGCAGGAUUUCGGAGGACAAGCGGCAGAGUGUUUUGAGGAUUGCCCAUCGGUUUACAACGCCCUCAAGUUCCAUGAGUUCCACUCCUGUGUGGUGAUGGAUGGUGCAUGGGUCCUCUACGAGCAGCCCAACUACCAAGGACACCAGUACUUCCUGGAACGUGGCGAGUACCCCAACUAUACAGACUGGGGCGCCACCUCCCCUGCUGUGGGGUCUUUCCGCAUGAUCAAAGAGCUCUAGAACAGCAGCCAUGCAGCGUUGUGCAUUCUCUAAAAGAGUCAUUUAAUGCUAAGGCCACCAAAGUUCUUGAAUCUAAAGAAAAUCUAUCUUCAGAACUCUGUUGAAAUUAUUUCAAAAAGUUCAGAGCUACAGGGUCCUAAUU